AAAUACCUCCGACUUCCAGGAAGAUAACGCCAACGCAAUCCUCUCGUUCUCAAACAAAACUUUAUGCGAAGCAUCAUAAUUCAUUGGUAUGGGGUGUGAGUGUGUCUGAUCGUGAUAUGUCAGUUUCCUCUUGUGGACUACGCUGCUCCUCAAAUUCCACACAGCCAUGGCUGCCAAGAAGCUAUACGAUUCCUUCUCCAAGUCUCUGAUCGACGAGGUGCACCGAUGGGGUGCUAUGAAACAGAACGGCGUCAGCCUCCGUUACAUGUUGGAGUUCGGCUCCAAAUUCAGUGAACGUAAUCUCCUCCUUGGUGCUCAAUUUCUUCACAAGGAGCUCCCCAUAAGGAUUGCUAGGCGUGCCAUUGAGCUCGAGUCUCUUCCAUAUGGCUUAUCCGAAAAGCCUGCUAUCCUCAAAGUGCGAGAUUGGUACCUGGAUUCCUUUCGUGACCUUAGAUCCUUUCCUGAUAUUAAAGACAUGAACGACGAACAAGACUUCACAAAAAUGAUUAAUUUAAUCAAGGUGAGACACAAUAACGUUGUCCCUACCAUGGCUCUUGGUGUCCAACAGUUGAAGAAAGAUCUCAACCCAAAACUUGAUUACAAAGACCUCGAUGACAUUCACCAGUUUCUAGAUCGCUUUUACAUGUCAAGAAUUGGCAUUCGUAUGCUAAUUGGUCAACAUGUAGCACUGCAUGAACCAAAUCCCCCACCUGAUCGUAUUGGCUACAUACAUGCAAAAAUGUCUCCAGUAGAAGUAGCAAGGCAUGCUAGUGAAGAUGCAAGAUCUGUUUGUUUACGUGAGUAUGGCACUGCACCUGAUGUUAAAGUCUAUGGUGAUCCUGAUUUCACAUUCCCUUAUGUCCCUACGCAUUUGCAUUUGAUGGUGUUUGAGUUGGUUAAAAAUUCAUUGCGUGCUGUUGAAGAGCGAUUUAUGGAUUUGGAAAAACUCGCACCUCCUAUUCGGAUAAUAGUUGCUGAUGGGUUGGAAGAUGUUACAAUUAAGGUGUCUGACGAGGGAGGUGGGAUUCCAAGAAGCGGUCUGCCUAAGAUAUUUACAUACCUCUACAGUACGGCAAAAAAUCCACUUGAUGAGCGAUCGGAUCUUGGAACUGCAGAUAUAGCAACAAUGGCAGGUUAUGGUUAUGGGCUUCCUAUAAGUCGGUUAUAUGCUCGGUAUUUUGGAGGGGAUCUUCAAAUCAUCUCCAUGGAAGGCUACGGAACAGAUGCUUAUCUUCAUUUGUCUCGUUUGGGGGAUUCACAAGAACCACUUCCAUAAUAAGAAUAAUAAUAAUAAUCGAAUUUCUUGAAAGAUGUAAAUGAUUGAAAUGCAGAUGAAGAUAGAAGAGUAGUAGUCAUUCAAGAUGAUGUAUCUCUUUCAAACAUGUUGCUAUUGACUAUUCUAGUUAUCGAAUUUGAUCUUCAUGAAGAUCUUUCUUGUUUCCUUUGUAUGUAAGUAGACAUCAAAUUCCAUGAAGCCAUGGAUGGGUGACCUCUUCUUCUAGCAAGCAAAUGUCAUUUUUCUAUUUAUUGUAUACAAGACCUCCAACUUAAGAAUGAAAAUGACAUUUAUGUCUUUUGCAUA
Messenger RNA from Lactuca sativa (garden lettuce), 1582 nucleotides. It is a transcript of the gene PDK, whose product is annotated as pyruvate dehydrogenase kinase. The record is from RefSeq and is a predicted model, not a curated record. Gene Ontology annotation, molecular function: pyruvate dehydrogenase (acetyl-transferring) kinase activity. Gene Ontology annotation, cellular component: mitochondrion. Gene Ontology annotation, biological process: protein phosphorylation; regulation of glucose metabolic process. NCBI's taxonomy places the organism in Eukaryota, Viridiplantae, Streptophyta, Magnoliopsida, Asterales, Asteraceae.